AAUUAAACGCAUCCAAACACCACCCACUCUCUUUCUCUCUCUCUCUCUCUCUCUCUCAAACUUUCUCUCUUUUCUGAGACUUGAAUUGGUAGAUCUUCAGCGCAAAUCUAGGGGAAUUUGUCCGAAAGAGCUUCAGAAAUCCUAGUAGAAGCCUGGGUUGGAUUUUGUUGUAGAAUUGAGAUUGAAGGAGUCAAAUCAAGAUGAUGUGGGCUUCCACUUUUGUGAAUUACAACAUGAACUCCGUUCGCUUGGUGGUGUUCUUUCGUGUCAUUCUGUAAUUCCGUUUUUUCGUUUCGGUAAACUGUGGGUGGUUUUUGAACGAAUUCUUUUAGCGGGUAUUUGUUACUCUUAAAACUGGUGGGAAGGUUGAGAAUGUACAUUGGAGUGACCAUAAAAAGAUAUCGAGCAGUGAAAGAAGUUGGGAAGAUUAAAAUGAGUGUCGGGAUCAUCACAUACUACCAACUGAUACAAGUUUGCCAGGCCGAGUAUUUCCGUCAGUUGCUUAAACCUGUUACGUAGUCUACUAUUUCUAGUGUUGCUUAAACUUGUUACGUAGUCCACUGGGAUUUGGGACAGACUGCCUUUGUUUGCAUCCAUACAUAAGAAGGCGGUGACAGAGAUGAAAGAACUAAUGGCGGUAACUGUUUAUUUGGAAAACCUGCUCUCUUGUUCCGGAUUUUCGAUGCCUUGAUUUACUAGUUAGUAUUCUCGUCACCUUAGAAACCUUCAUCCAAUUUAACUGCCAGUACAAAAGUGGGAACACCUUCAUUUCUGUAAACUUCUAAUUAAAUAGGAAAUAGGCCUACCGAUGCAGAGUGACCAACAUUUUUUCCGCAAAAAUGCACUGCUCCCUCUUGCAAAUCAAGUGGGGAAUAGUUACAUGCACAUUCCAGUUGCAUCUGCAGUUGGUGCAGUCUUGAAUUCGAAUGCUAAGCACCUGACACCCUUCCAUGGUGUUGAAUGUCAACCUUCUGAGGUUUGCCCAAGGAAUUUUAUCAUAUUUGAUCAAACAGAUCAGCGAAGCCAGGUUAUGUUCCAUCCCGCAAUUGCCCGCAAAUUCAAUGUCCCUGGCAUAAACAUACCUGGGACUUAUGUUGAAGACAAUUUUGAGGUGAAAGAAGUUGAUCAUGUGGAAAGAGAGACAUCAUCUUCCUUCAAAGAAGAUUCAGAUGAUAUAGAUGCAUUAUUGAGCUUUGAAGAGGAUGAACAAGAAGAAGAAGAUGAUGAUGAAGAGGUUAGCACAGCACGGACGAAUGGAGAUUAUGGAGGGACAUCUCCAGAUUCUUUCUCAAACUAUGGUUCGAAACCCAAGAAGAAUAGAUACUCUUCUUCUAUUCAGGAGUCCUCCGGCACUGGUGACAGCUCCAACAGUGAAAGGAAACGGCAGAAAAUGAAGAAGAUGGUGAGGGCACUGAGAGGGAUGGUACCUGGUGGCAAUCAAAUGAAUACUGUUGCUGUGCUAGAUGAAGCUGUCAAGUACCUCAAGUCUCUCAAGGUCGAAGUUCAGAGGCUUGGAGUUGGGGAUUUGAAGAAUUAGACUUAAAAGUUUGGCAGUUAAGGAUGACUGAACUCCAUUUCUAAAUUUAGUUUAUGUAGUAUUUAGGUCUUUCCCACCUCCAUCCUCUCUCACAACUGCAGCAAGAUGGCAUUAAGGGGAUAAUAAUUGCAGGUAUUUGAUACACCACAUUGUUGUUGUAAGAAAAACCUAUUCAUACUUGUAUUAGUGGAUUGUGCUCCACCAACUGUCCUUAGUUUGGUUAUGACCUAUGUUUUAUAGUAAUUAUUGAUGGAGGGAAGAGUGGGUUGAUAUGUAAUAUGCACUCUAUACAAGCUGCCACUUGUUCUAUCUUCCUGUUGCCGCUACUUUGAAGCGGACAAUAUGAUUAUUGUGUUUUAAAUCUAUUUAAAUUUGAUGUUUGUUCC
This is a messenger RNA of Corylus avellana, 1923 nucleotides long. The record is from RefSeq and is a predicted model, not a curated record. NCBI's taxonomy places the organism in Eukaryota, Viridiplantae, Streptophyta, Magnoliopsida, Fagales, Betulaceae.